This is a messenger RNA of Neltuma alba, 1569 nucleotides long. Its product is annotated as probable inactive patatin-like protein 9. Lineage: Eukaryota; Viridiplantae; Streptophyta; Magnoliopsida; Fabales; Fabaceae. Gene Ontology annotation, biological process: lipid metabolic process. The record is from RefSeq and is a predicted model, not a curated record. The coding region runs from base 283 to 1431 and encodes 382 amino acids. The transcript has 2 exons.
CUCACAGUCCUCCUUCUCUCCGAGCAAGAGAGAGAUAGAGGACGCUCAGUGCGUGCACAGAGAGAGAGAGAUUGAUUUUGAGGGAGAGAGAAAACUCGCAUUCUUCAGCCAUUUAUGUUCUUCACCACCAAAGCGUGAACACUCUCCGUCCUUUUUUCGCCUUUAAAUCUCUUUCUUUCCCGCGUACACCCUGGAACUUCGACCCCUCUCCUCCUCUCUGAUAUAUAUACAGGGCUUUAAUUUCAUAUAGCUGUCUGCGGUGUGCCGAGGAUAAGGCGGCAAAUGGAGCUCAGCAAGGUGACGCUGGAGAUUUUCUCCAAAUUGGAGCAGAAAUGGCUUUCCCACUGUGAAACCUCCAAGAAAACUCGCAUUCUCAGCAUCGACGGCGGGGGAACCACCGGCAUUGUUGCCGGAGCCGCGCUCCUCCACCUCGAGCAACAGAUCCGUCUCCAGACAGGUGAUUCCGACGCUCAAAUAGCCGAUUUCUUCGACAUCGUUGCUGGCACUGGCAUUGGCGCCAUACUUGCCGCCAUGAUCACCGCCGACGAUGGCUCCGGCAGGCCUCUCUAUACUGCUAAGGACGCCGUCCAUGUCAUCACCGAAAAGAAUUCGGAACUCUACAAGCCUAAGACCACCGGGGUUUUUUGCCGUCGCCGGAGACUCUCUUCCAGGAGCAUGGAUAGCGUGCUGAAGCAAGUCCUCCAGAGAAGAGAGGACGGAAAGUUGUUGACCUUGAAGGACACGUGUAAACCCCUACUCAUCCCUUGCUUUGACCUCAAGAGUUCGGCGCCAUUCGUGUUUUCCCGAGCCGGCGCGUCAGAAUCGCCGAGUUUCAACUUUGAGCUCUGGAAGGUAUGCCGUGCCACCACAGCCACACCGAGCCUCUUCAAGCCCUUCCACUUUACUUCCGUGGACGGCAAGACCAGCUGCUCGGCCGUCGACGGCGGCCUGGUGAUGAACAACCCGACGGCGGCGGCUGUGACGCACGUCCUACAUAACAAGCGGGAUUUCCCGACGGUUAACGGCGUGGAGGAUCUCCUAGUGCUGUCCUUAGGCAACGGCGCGUCGAGCGGAACACAGGCGCGAAAGAUAUGUGAUAAUGGGGAGUGUUCGACGUCGUGUGUGGUCGACAUUGCGGCGGAUGGGGUCUCCGAGACGAUCGACCAAAUGUUGGGGAACGCCUUCUGUUGGAACCAUACGGAUUACGUAAGGAUUCAGGCGAUGGGUUUGGGGAGGACGAGAGAGGAGGUUCUGAAAGAGAGAGGACUAGAGUCAUUAGCGUUUGGGGGAAAGAGGUUGCUGAAAGAGAGCAACGAAGAGAGAAUCGAUAGCUUCGUACAGCGUCUUGUUGCUUCUGGGAAGUCCAGCCUCCCACCUAGCCCCUGCAAGCAUUCCGCCGUUACUCCUCUCGCCGUCGCCGAGGCCCGCUAGUUCUAUUCUAUCUUCUUCUUUUUUCUUCCUCCUUGGGGUUAGAUUUUAACUUUGUAUCUUUGUAAGUUGUAAUGUUGUAAGUUGUAACCUUCCUCAGGUUAUGGCCCCAGUAAAGAAAUGAAAGCCUCCCGUGUUUUU